UCUUGACAACUGGUGUCCAGCAGUCAGCAUGGGUGACAUGGAGAAUUGGCCAGAAAUAGAGAAAGCGGCGACAGAGAAGAGGCGAGAACUGGUCUUUCAGGGUCCAGCUUUCGACGAGAGGAUCUCCGCUGACGGGGGACUCGCCUCUGUCCUCUAUUCCCUCACCCUGCUCAAUUAUCUGGAAGUUAGCCAGUGCCCGAGUUUGACAGAGAUCCACGAGGACAUCCAGCGUCUGACGAACCUCCAGAGCCUCAUCCUGUGCAGGAACAGGCUCGCCUCAGUCCCCAAUGUCGUCGGGAAGCUCAAGUCCUUGAAGGUCCUGGACCUCUCAGUCAACAACCUGAGCAGUUUACCGGAGGGGAUCACUCAGUUGAAGGAGCUAACUACUCUCAAUGUGAGCUGUAACAGCCUGGAGGUCCUGCCGAAGGGGCUGACCCAGUGCACCAGGCUGUCCAACAUCAACGUCUCCAAGAACCGCCUCACCGGCUUCCCCGCUGACUUCUACUCCGAGAAACUGGAUCUCCUCAGCAUACUGGUCGCCUCUGACAACUCCAUUGAACAGCUGAGUGGGGAUGUUCACAAGCUAGCUGCUCUGAAGGUGCUGGACCUCUCUAACAACAAGCUGAAGGAGAUCCCCGCCGAUCUGAGCGACUGCGCCAAGCUGAAGGAGAUCAACUUCAAAGGCAACAAGUUGAACGACAAGCGGCUGGAGAAGAUGGUCAACGGCUGCCAGACCAAGUCCAUCCUCGACUACCUCAGGGGGAAAAAAGGAAGAGAGGAAGGAGGUGAAGCGGACGGGGGUCGCAAGGCAGAAAAGGGGAAAAGGCAGCAGAGGAAGAAGAAGGGGGCCGACGACCAAGAUGAGGUGGAGGAACUGAACAAGAUGGUGGUGAGGGUCCUCCAUGUUUCGGACAGUCCCGCUGCACUCUCGGUCACGGUGAGUGCGGAGGUGAAAGAUGUCCGACCGUACCUGGUGUGCUGCGUGGUCAGAGGCAUGAACCUAAAGUCUGGGAACGCUCUCAAACGGUUCCUGGUGGCUCAGACAAAGCUUCAUGAUGACUUGUGUGGUAAAAGGACCAUCGCCACCAUUGCAACUCACGAUGUGCAACUUAUCAAAGCUCCACUGGCGUAUGAUGUCAAACCACCUACCCAGCUGAAGGUUGUGUCGCUGGGUCGCAAGGAGAUGACGGCCGUGGAGCUGAUAAAACACCUUCAGGUCGAGGCCGACGAGCUGAGGAAGCAGAAGAAGAGGCAGAACGUCACUGGCCUCCACAAAUACCUGCAGCUUCUGCAGGGAAAAGCCAUGUAUCCCUGCCUAGUGGAUGCAGAGGGACAUGUCAUCUCAUUCCCUCCUAUUACCAACAGUGAGAAAACCAAGAUCAAGAAGACGACCAAAGAGUUGUUCUUGGAGGUGACGAGUGCAGCCAGCCUGCAGACCUGUAAAGAUAUUAUGGACGCUCUGAUUGUGAAAAUGGCAGAGUUGAACAAGUUCACGGCGGAGCAUCGGGAGGAGGCGGGGUCAGAUGGGGAAGCGGAGGGCCCACAGGACCCGGCCGCCAGCAUUGAGCCCUCCAGCGAACUGAUCGUGCAGCAGGUCCGCACAGUGGACCAGGACGGAAACCUGAAAGUCGUCUACCCGUCAAAGACCGACCUUUGCAACGACAUCAGCAACUUGACCGUCAUCUGGUAGACGUUGGUGUAGAUAACCUCUGAUCUUUACACUCGGUCAAAUGAAGUCAUUUUUAAAGAUUAACAUUGUGGGACAUUAAGGCUAAGGUUUGACAACAUGCAGUUUGCUUGUUGGCGAAUGUGUUUGGAAAGCUUUGUUGUUGGUAAAUCUUUUUGCUGCUUCCUGAAAACACGAUCAAUAUGUCAAAAUGUAUGACCAAAUAUACUUAUUUUGUAUUAUUUACAAACUGAAGACAAGUUGUCUGUACUGAAAGGUCAUUUUUGUUCAACUCACAUCAACUUUAACUCUGGCUGGUCACUUGUCUGUAGUACUGGAAGAUUUGUGUUACUAUCACCUUAUAAUAGUGUAACUUUCCCUUUAAGCAGCAGCAUAAUGUCUGACUUAGACUUAAUAAAAUGUACUCCUGUUUUCA
Messenger RNA from Anarrhichthys ocellatus (wolf-eel), 2102 nucleotides. RefSeq names its product leucine rich repeat containing 47 (gene lrrc47). Lineage: Eukaryota; Metazoa; Chordata; Actinopteri; Perciformes; Anarhichadidae. The coding region runs from base 29 to 1690 and encodes 553 amino acids. Gene Ontology annotation, molecular function: RNA binding; protein binding; phenylalanine-tRNA ligase activity. Gene Ontology annotation, biological process: phenylalanyl-tRNA aminoacylation. The record is from RefSeq and is a predicted model, not a curated record. The transcript is spliced from 7 exons.